AUGGACGAGGGGCUGGACGAGAUGGAACGCAACCCCCCUGCUUACGCUCGGGCGUGGCACAGCAUCUCCACUGGGCCACUGGGAGCGGCCACUGGUGCCGGCGUGAUGAAGGCUGCCAAAGUGACGGCUGUGGUGGGGGGGGAAGCAGUACGAUUGGCAGUGCCAGCCACCAAGUGGGCUCUGGGAGUGGGCCUGCGAAUGGCCCUGGGAGCUGUGAGCGCCGUGGAGAAGCAAGAGCGGCGGCGAAAGGAUGGGCCGCCCAGUGAGCUGUGA
Molecule: messenger RNA, 273 nt
Organism: Auxenochlorella protothecoides
Lineage: Eukaryota; Viridiplantae; Chlorophyta; Trebouxiophyceae; Chlorellales; Chlorellaceae
Exons: 2
Coding region: 1-273 (90 amino acids)
Source: RefSeq, a predicted model, not a curated record